AUGGUAUCUUCUAUGAUCGACAAUAGUGUGAUUAACAUGUGUAUAACUUCUGAUUCUGAUAGUGAUACUGGGGUGAAGUCCAGGUCCAGAUCACGGUCAGCAUCGAUGCAAGAUCCGUUGUUAGCACCAUUACAUGAUGGUGGUAAGAUGGGAAUUGAAAAAAACACCAAUAAUGCAACGAGUACAAAAAUACAGGGAAACAAGACUAUCACACAUAAUAGCGGUGAUAUCCAUUCUGUGAAAUCAUCCUUUGAUGACAAUCCUUUACUCGCCAUUACCAAACCCACGUUUGCGCCGAACAACACGCCGGUACAAAGCCCACCAAUUUCAUCUCCAGAUAUCAUCAAUAGCACUAUCAGUUGCACCAAUACGAAUUCUAGUAAUUCCACUACAUCUUCAUCAGCAGUUGAGCAACAGCAACAGCAACAACCGUUUACUUCACCAACUGGCCAUACUAAUUCGAACAACCACGAUGUCUCAGCUUUACGUCGUUUCCCUCCUUCAAACGCAUCAUCUUCUUUCUCGAUACCGUACUCACUCGACAGUAUGGGAAAACACCAACACCAACCAGCAUCACCAGAACAAGAACAAGAAGAGCUGCAGUCAUCGGUCACUGCUGUUAACACCACCGCCAACGCCAACAAGAACGCCACCGCCACCCUCAACACAAGUGCCGUCAGAGACAACACUGCAGAAAUAACACCCCCUGGCGGCACGCAGCCGCCAAGAUCGUCGUUGCUCGGCACAAAAAAAUCAACAAAACCACAAACCCAAACCCACCGCAAUAGGAGCAACAGCAACAACAAGAACAACAACAAGAACCACGACGAAGAACAAGAACAAGAACAAGAACAUGAACAUGGUGAAUUUGUUAUGGUGGGAAAAAAUGAUCGUUGUGGCGGUCACGACGCUACCAAGGGGGCUGCAGUCUAUAAUGGCGGGAAAAUUUUUCCCCCAAUUGGCUUUGUCGUUACAAGUGGUGCGUGUGACAGUAAGAAUAAUCCAGCAGCCGUUGUUGGAAACAAUUUUGUAAAACGCAAAAACGGUCACAUGCAGUCAUUUGUCACGAGCGACAGCGGCAACGAUGAUGACGACGACGAAGACGAAGACGAAAUCGAAGUUACAGGUAAAGUUCAGGAUAAUGUUCGAACUAAUCAAAAUGGUGAUACAAUAAGUGAGGGUAUGGUUAGGCAACAUAUUUCUACUGUUAAAGAGGUUCCUGAUAUUCACUUGUUGCGUUUAAAGGCUAAUAACACAAGCGAACACAGAUCUAGAGUGUUUUCUACUCCUGUUGUUAUUAUGGGCGAUAACGCUGACUCGAUCAAAAAGGAUAUUCUAGAUUCCUCAAAUACACAAAAUAAUAUGACAAGUGAUAGAGAAUUACUCGAUGGAAGUAGAAAUUUGAAAACUAUUUGGGGUGAAGAUUCUUCGACUUCUAGUAAAGUUAUGAAUUCAAGUUCUAGUUCAAGUUCAAAUUCAAAUUCUAACUCUAAUUCUAAUUCUAACUCUAAUUCUAAUUCUAACUCUAACUCUAUUCCCAAUCACGAUUCUGGUUCAAGUUCAAGUUCCAGUUCCAGUUCGAAUUCGAGUUCGAGUUAUAGUGGUGUUCAAAGUUCUCAUUCUGAACCACAAAGUAAUUUAAUUGAAAGACAUGAAUUAAUACAAACUCAAAUGAAUUCAAAAGACAAUUCUCCUGAUGAAAAUAAAAUAUCUUCAACAACAACUACAACUACUACUUCCACAGACACAGCUGCCACUACUACAACUACAACUACUUCAACUGCAACAAAUAAAUUUAAUCAUGGUAUACCUCCUGAAAAAUUAUAUAUCGAUAGCAAGAAAACAGUGGGGAAUCUAUCAUCAAAUGAUCACCCAAUUCAUAUCACCUCUUGGUUAAGCUCAAAACGUGGUGACGAAGUAUAUUCCUUAUUAGAUGUUCCUUCAAAUCAUAGAUUCCACGAAAUAAGCAGUAGAGAUAGCGACAGACAAAGAAGCAGGUACUCCAUUUCUGGUGAUCUAAUUUCUUCCCAACCUCCAAGAUCAGCCUUGUCUUUGAGUAGUAGUUCGGCAAGUAGCAGACCAGCUGCUGACUUCACGGUCGAUCAUACACCCGCCAUAUUCGGCUCUGCUCAGCAUGGUGAAACAAAUAUUCAAGUAAAAAUCGAAGAUACCAACAAUGGAACUGCAGUUAAUGAUAUCAAACCCCCUCAAAUCACCGAUGAAGAGAAAAAUAAUAAUAAAUCUUCAUCAAAAAAUAUGAAGAAACACAAAAAUGUGCCAAUUUCUUCAAACAUUCACAAAAAUGAUAAUUCUAAUAGUUCCAAUAGAAAUGUCGAGAAUAAUGAUAAUAACAGUAAUAACAACAACAACAACAAAAAUACUAAUACUAAUGAUAAUAAUAACGAAGAAGAAGAAGAAGAGAAUUAUGUACCUCCUCCUCCUCCAAAAUUUAUAAAUUCAAAAUUAGACGGCGUAAGAUCAAGAUUAUUGUUUAAUCCAAGAUCAACCUCACCAAAAGUCGAUGAUGAUAUGGGCACGGCCGCUGCUGUGCUAUCAAAUAUGAGAUCCUCCCCAUUUAGAUUCACCAACAGGAGCGCCUCACUAGGGAGUGCAAGUAGACCAGGUUCGUCUUCUUUAUCCUCAAAGAACUACCAACGUCCUAUUAUAAGGAUACAAAACAGAGAAAGAUUAUUUGACGACGAAGAUGAAGAUGAUGAUGCCAUCUGGGAUGAUGAUGACGAUGACGAGGAAGAGGAUGGGUCGAGUUCGUUGACAGCUGGCGCUUCCAGUGACGUUAAAAAUUCUUCAGGUCGCAAGAACUAUCCAAAUGGCCAUCCAGCCACAUCUGCAAAGACAGGUAACUACAGAGAGGUGACUUGGAAUAAAAAUGGUAAACGAAUCAAUGGCAGACCUGCUCCUAACGCAUCGACGAAAAAGGUUAAAAGGGAUAAAGAACAUGUAAAGACCAAACCUCUAAUUAAAGAUGAACAAUCUGGCGUAGCCGAAGUUAAAUUUAUAAACAAUGAUUCUCAGAUGUCUGCAUCAGAAACUGAAGGCAAGGAUAAACCUAAAACUGAGAAGAAGCCAAAUAUUGGCACAAGGUCUCGCAAUGGCUGUUGGAUAUGUCGUUUAAGAAAGAAGAAAUGUACAGAAGAAAAGCCAAAUUGUUAUAAUUGUGAACGUUUGAAUUUAGAGUGUUAUUAUCAUAUAAAUAAACCAGAAUUUGUUUCUGAUCCAGCCAAGAAAAAACAAAAGUUAGAAGAAAUAAAGAAAAAGACCAAAGAAGCCAAAAGAAAUGCAAUGAGGAAAAGACCACCAACUUAA
Messenger RNA from Vanderwaltozyma polyspora DSM 70294, 3324 nucleotides. RefSeq names its product DNA-binding transcriptional regulator UME6 (gene UME6). The record is from RefSeq and is a predicted model, not a curated record. The transcript has a single exon. Gene Ontology annotation, molecular function: DNA-binding transcription factor activity, RNA polymerase II-specific; zinc ion binding. Bases 1 to 3324 code for a protein of 1107 amino acids. Lineage: Eukaryota; Fungi; Ascomycota; Saccharomycetes; Saccharomycetales; Saccharomycetaceae. Gene Ontology annotation, biological process: regulation of DNA-templated transcription.